GAAAAAAAGCUCGUGUCACUGUGAGUUCAAAGUUCAAACUCCCAGUGUGAGGAGCCGAAGGUCCCGCCCCACUUGGAGAUAACUUCACCUCAUCCGACCUCACUGCUCAACCCAUCCACACACACGCCUAUUCCUGCCCACCUCACGCAAUCAACACUUCACCAGGCCAACCCAGCCCGUAAACGCUAAACAUACGCGGCUUGUCGGACUUUGUUCCUUCUCAUCGCCACUUACCAAAUCCCGGCCGAAAGAUAAGUCCAGAACAACAAGGGUGUACUCUCGCCCGGCUACUCAACGCAUCACGUUUCCCAGAAACCGCAGACUUUCCACCCACACUCAACCUAAACGCCAAGACCACAAUCCAGACUCACAUCAACAACCUAAACAACAACCAAAAAAAAAAAAACAAUGCCUCCCCGGAUCCCAACCCCAGAAGACUUCACCCAAGUCCAAAAAGUCCUCCCCCUAACCCUAGCCUUCCCAAAUCCCCCAGAAUCCACAACCGCAAUCCUCCUCCUCUUCCACGGCCUAGGCGACUCCGAGGCCCCCUUCGCCUCCUUCGCCCGCGCAAUGUCCCUCCCGGGCGUCCUCUCCAUCUCCCUCCGCGGUCCCUCCCCGCUGCCCCCGUCCAUGCUGCCCGAUGACGGUCACCCCUCCUCCACCUCCUCCGCAAACCCCGGUCACUUCCACUGGGGCGACGACAUCACCUUCGACCCCUCCACAGACGCCCUCGCCACGGACCCGGGCUUCUCCAAAUCCUCCACCCUCGUCGUCGACCGCCUCAUCCGCGACGCCCUUGUCGCCCGCUGCGGCUGGGAGCUCAGCGACAUCAUCCUCUUCGGCUUCGGCCAAGGCGGGUCCCUGGCCUUGGGCAUCGCAUCGCAGCUCCGUCUCGGCCCAAAAGUCGUAGACGUGACUGAGUCCUCCAAUCCCACCCCUGCUGCUUCCUCUGCAUCUAAAACCAAGAGGAACGACAGCCACUUUGACGAAAACACCCUCAAAGGCGUCCUCUCGAUCGGAGGUCCCCUGCCACCCUCCAUGGUUCCCACAGUCAGCACGCGGGGCAAGUGCAAGACGAAAGCGUGUCUUGUCCAGCUUGACGACGACGCCUUUGACGCCGUAAAGGAAGAGUUCCUCGAUGUCAGAGUCGUCAACUGGAAGAGGAAGGACGUGGCCAUGCCCCGUGAUCGGGACGAGAUGUUCCCCUUGAUGCAGUUCUUCGCAGAAUGCCUCAAGAGCGGUUGGUGAAGUGGCCUUGAGCUAAACGAGUUACGAAUCGAACUGGA
Molecule: messenger RNA, 1286 nt
Organism: Colletotrichum scovillei
Lineage: Eukaryota; Fungi; Ascomycota; Sordariomycetes; Glomerellales; Glomerellaceae
Product: phospholipase/Carboxylesterase superfamily protein
Exons: 1
Coding region: 409-1248 (279 amino acids)
Biological process (GO): protein depalmitoylation
Cellular component (GO): cytoplasm
Molecular function (GO): carboxylic ester hydrolase activity; palmitoyl-(protein) hydrolase activity
Source: RefSeq, a predicted model, not a curated record